This is a messenger RNA of Rhinopithecus roxellana (golden snub-nosed monkey), 828 nucleotides long. It is a transcript of the gene NCR2, whose product is annotated as natural cytotoxicity triggering receptor 2. Gene Ontology annotation, molecular function: signaling receptor activity. The record is from RefSeq and is a predicted model, not a curated record. The transcript is spliced from 6 exons. NCBI's taxonomy places the organism in Eukaryota, Metazoa, Chordata, Mammalia, Primates, Cercopithecidae. Gene Ontology annotation, cellular component: cell surface.
AUGGCCUGGCGAGCCCCACACUCACUGCUACUGCUGCUGCUGCUGCUGUUCCCAGGCUCUCAGGCACGAUCCAAGGCUCAGGUACUUCAAAGUGUGGCAGGGCAGACGCUGACCGUGAGAUGCCAGUACCCGCCCACAGGCAGGUUGUACGAGAAGAAAGGUUGGUGUAAGGAGUCAUCAGCACUCCUGUGCAUCAGGUUAGUCACCAGCUCCAAGCCCAGGACAGUGGCUGGGACCUCUCGAUUCACAAUCUGGGAUGACCCUGCUGCUGGCUUCUUCACUGUCACCAUGACUGAUCUGAAAGAGGAAGACUCAGGACACUACUGGUGUAGAAUCUACCGCCCUUCUGACAACUCUGUCUCUAAGUCCGUCAGGUUCUAUCUGGUGGUAUCUCCAGCCUCUGCCUCCACACAGACCUCCUGGGCUCCCCGCAACCUGGUCUCUUCACAGACCCAGACCCAGACCUCCUGGGCUCCCCACAACCUGGUCUUUUCACAGACCCAGACCCAGAGCUGUGUGCCUCCCACUGGAGGAGCCAGAGAAGACCCUGAGUCUUCAGCUACCGUCACUGUCCCUUCACAGUCACAGAACUCCACACUCCACCCUGGCCCUGCAGCCCCCAGUGCCCUGGUCCCUGUGCUCUGUGGACUCCUCGUAGCCAAGAGCCUGGUGCUGUUGGCCCUCCUCGUCUGGUGGUGAGUGUGGAAUCGGCAUGUGCAGCAUCAAGGGAGGUCUCUGCUGCACCCAGCUCAGCCCAGGCCCCAGGCCCAUAGACACUUCCCACUGAGCCACAGGACCUCAGGGGGAACAUAUGGGGGGAAACCCUGA